This is a messenger RNA of Physella acuta, 1253 nucleotides long. RefSeq lists its product as uncharacterized. NCBI's taxonomy places the organism in Eukaryota, Metazoa, Mollusca, Gastropoda, Physidae. The record is from RefSeq and is a predicted model, not a curated record.
AACUUUCAUUGUUUACACCGGUUUUCUUGUACGUUGGGUGAAUUCACGUAGAUUUAAAUGGGGUUUUGUUGAAGUUACUUGCUCCAAUGGUUUUCCACAAAUCAAGAUCUGUUGGAUACUGUUAAACUUCUCUAAAAUGAAAACUGCUGGCAUUUACCUAGCUAUUGUAGUAUUUGUAGCUCUGACAACCUGGUCGCAAGCUAAUAAUGCUGAGUGCAAGAUUGGUGCUUGUCAUAGUCCUUCUAAAACUGGAAUGGUUUCCGAAUCAAAUUUCUGCAGUCUGGCUGAGAAAUACAUCCAAUGUCUGACUGAUAAUGUGAUCACUAAACAUUGCGGACUAAAAAAACAAAAUAAGGCCAAAAGCCUGAGAGCAGCUACCAAAGUUAACAUGAAGAAAAAGCAUUGCAAACAUUCGUUGUCAGAAAUAACUGCAAAUGGUGGAACAUGUGAUUUGGACUCUUGCAAAUAUCCCCUCAUCAACUCCACAUCUUUCUGCGAAGAAGCCUCUGAGUACGUGAACUGCAUACAAGCAAUCCUCUUCGAUGUCGACAACUGUCAUUGGGAACAAACGAAAGACGGGUAUCUCAUGAGUUAUUUACUCGCACAUGAAGUGGUGUUCAACCAAAAGUGCUUAGGUGUUCCGGAUCAGAAGAAGAAUGGCAACAUGCCGUUUUGUAUUACGAAAUGCCGUAACGAGUAGGUCAACUCAUACAUCAAUGAGAAGAAAGCUCAAAAUAUGUAUUUUCUGUGUAGUAAAAUAAAAAGUUAGUAUUACUCUUAACUUUUCAUACACUAAUCAUAGUUAAACACAACGGAAUUAAACAUUAUUGUAUUAUUAAAAUAAUUGGACAAUACUUCCAAAGAAAAUGUAAUAUAAAAAUAUAGGAAUAAACUGAGAAUUAGCUAGUUUAGCUUGAAAAAGUAAAAAGUCAAUAUUUUUAAGGUUGUCCGUAAAUAUAAUUAAAAAAUUUAUAUUAUUUAUCAAAAUAAUUUGUUACUGGUUGCUAAUUAUUCAAGAUCUUUCAAAUUAGUUAAACGAAUUUAAAUAACCAUUAAUUAUAUUUUUAUUUUUUAAAGUUAUGGUUGUGUCUUGUCAUGAAACAGUUUUUUUGAAAAACUGGUAUGAAAAAUACAUAAAGAAAAUCCUUUUAAGACAUGUUAUAAAAUCUACAUAAAGAAAAAUGUGUUAGUUAAGUUUCAAAAUUAUACUAAUGAAAUCUUUUAUGACCUGUUUUUGAUUGUACAUUAAUUAA